UCCGGAACGCUCCGCCCUGGGGCCCAGAACGAGCCAAUCAGGAUGAAGAAGAGCCGCAGCGUGCUGUCGGUAACUGGAGAAGAGGGUGAGGACGUUCACAUAACGGUUGGCGGGGGGGAGAAGGCCGAGUCGCCGCGCUACAGCCGAUCCUACACGUCCGGGGCCACCCUGGGGGCGGAGCUACGCAGGGGUAGGAGCAGGAGACUCGCAUCUAGUCUACAGGUUCCCUGCUGGCUGCGCCCUCGCGACCGCACUCGUUCGCCAGAGGUCCUUGGCAACGUGUCGCGUCCCACAACGCUGCCCCUCCGCAUCCCGCCGCGCAUCUCCAUCACACAAGCAGACGCCGACAGUUUUGAAGGAGAAAAUGGUGUCUCCCCUGCUCACACGCCGCUGGGCUCGCAGAGUCCGGGACUCACUCUCAACACGUCCUUCCCCCAGAGUCAGAGGCGGGAGUCCUUCCUCUACCGCUCGGAUUCAGACUACGACAUGUCGCCCAAGACGGUUUCGCGCAACUCCUCACUGGCGAGCGAAGGACACACAGGGGAGGACUUCAUCGUCACUCCUUUUGCUCAGGUUCUGGCCAGUCUGCGAUCAGUGCGGAGCAAUUUUACCAUCCUCGCCAACGUCUCCACUCCGACACCCAAGAGGUCGCCGCUGGGUGGAGUGUGUGUGAGUCCCAGGGCCACAUUGUCAGACCAGCAGUACCAGCAGCUCGCCCUGGACACGCUGGAAGAACUGGACUGGUGUUUGGACCAGCUGGAAACCAUCCAGACGCACCGAUCUGUCAGCGAGAUGGCGUCCAACAAGUUCAAGAGGAUGCUGAACAGAGAGCUGUCCCACCUGUCCGAGAUGAGUCGCUCCGGAAACCAAGUGUCAGAGUACAUCUCCAGCACCUUCCUGGACAAGCAGAACGAAGUGGAGAUCCCUUCCCCGACACUGAAAGACAAGCCGAUGAGUCAAAUUAGCGGCGUGCGGAAACUGUCGCACAGCUCCAGCCUCUCCAGCACCUCCAUGCCUCGCUUCGGGGUCAACACGGACCAUGAGGAGGAGCUUGCCAAGGAGUUGGAGGAUUUGGACAAGUGGAGCUUCAACAUAUUCCAAGUUGCCGAAUUUUCCAACAACAGACCUCUCAGCUGCAUCAUGUACACCAUCUUCCAGGAGCGAGAGCUGCUGAAAACCUUCCGCAUCCCCGCCGACACCUUCGUCACUUAUGUGAUGACCCUCGAGGACCAUUACCACGGCAACGUAGCGUACCACAACAGCCUCCACGCCGCCGACGUCACCCAAUCCACUCACGUGCUCCUCUCCUCGCCGGCUCUCGACGCCGUCUUCACUGACCUGGAGAUCCUCGCCGCCCUCUUCGCCGCCGCCAUCCACGACGUGGACCAUCCUGGAGUUUCCAAUCAGUUCCUCAUCAACACCAACUCUGAGCUGGCACUUAUGUACAACGACGAGUCGGUCCUGGAGAACCACCACCUGGCAGUGGGCUUCAAGCUACUGCACCAGGACAACUGUGACAUCUUCCAGAACCUCACCAAGCGCCAGCGGCAGAGCCUUCGCAAGCUUGUCAUCGAUAUCGUUUUGGCCACAGACAUGUCCAAACACAUGACCCUGCUGGCAGACCUGAAGACCAUGGUGGAGACGAAGAAGGUGACCAGCUCUGGCGUGCUCCUGCUGGAUCACUACAAUGAGCGCAUUCAGGUCCUAAGGAACAUGGUGCACUGUGCCGACCUGAGCAACCCCACCAAGACCUUACCCUUGUACCGGCAGUGGACGGAGAGGAUCAUGGAGGAGUUCUUUCGCCAGGGCGACAAGGAGAGGGAGCGCGGCAUGGAGAUCAGCGCCAUGUGCGACAAACACACCGCCUCUGUGGAGAAGAGUCAGGUGGGUUUCAUCGACUACAUCGUCCACCCGCUGUGGGAGACGUGGGCCGACCUGGUGCACCCCGACGCCCAGGAGCUUCUGGACACAUUGGAGGAGAACCGCGAGUGGUACUUGACCACCAUGCCUCAGUCACCGUCGCCUCCGCCGGACAGACACUUGCAGCAUGACCGCUUCCAAUUCGAGAUCACGCUGGAGGACCUGGAGCACAACAACCACAACCACGUGUACACGAGGAUCAGCGCCGGCUCUGGCGGGGGCGGACUGCGCAGCCAGAGAGUGUCCUGCCUUGAUGGGCAAGCCAUGAGUGAAAGGGAGGAUGAGAAGAACCACAACAGGGAGCAGAACGGAGUUAGUGAGGACGAUGAGGAGGAGGAGGAAAACCCUGCAGAGGAGCAGAUAGAAGACGAGACGGGCGACACCGAAAAGGAAGAGAAAGCAGAGGGUGAGGAGACCAAAGGAGAGGAGGGUGAAGAUAAUCUGGAUAAAAAUGGAGCCCAGGAGGAAGGAGAGGAAAAUGAGGACGCAGGAUUCGGGAAUGUGGAAGAGGAAGAGCAGGAAGGAGGGAAUAUGGAGGAAGAUGGAGCAGAAGGGAAUGUGGAGGAGGAGGAAGAAGAUGUAGCAGAAGGGAAUGUGGAGGAGGUAGAUGGAGCAGAAGGAAAUGUUGAAGAGGAAGAUGGAGCAGAAAGUAUUAUUGAGGAGGUGGAAGAUGAGGUGGUGAGGAAUGAGGAGGAGGAGGCAGGGAAUGUAGAGGAUGAGGAACAAGGGAAUGAGGAGGGCAUGGCGGUGGGGAAUGUGGAAGAAGAGGACCAAGAGGGGGAUGUUGGAGAAGAGGAGGAAACUAAUGUGGAAGAGGGACAGAGCGCUGAAGAGGAAGGAAACGAGGAAGAAGAGGACAGUUAGUGGAGCAAACGAGGUCAGCGAGAAGAUGCAGAUGAAAAUGCGCAUUUGGCGAGAGCCAGCCUUGUCACUCACGGCACCGUCCACUCGAACACGUGCGAGCUGAGACGUCGGCAGCAGCGGAGUGGACUCAGGGGCCCGGACCUCUGCAGGAGGACGAGGCACUCAAAGCUGUUCUUACCGACCUUUGCUAAGGGUCACAAAAAUAAUACAUACAUGCAAAUAAGUUUGUGCCUGUUCUCCCGAGAUCACCGCCUAUACUUGCCAUCGUCGUCUGUGUCGUCCAGGACGAAGAUCCCACUGCUCCAGACCACCCCCCCAAAAAAAAAAAAAAAAAAAAAAUAUAUAUAUAUAUAUAUAUAUAUAUAUAUAUUGUUUGUCCUGAAAGGUGGGCAGGAAGUGAAGUCUGUUAUAUUAUUUUCACACUUGUAAAGCGUGGCAGUACUGUACUUUGAAGAAGAAAAAUCUGUGGCAUCACAAAUGAUUUGCAAAGUGGACUAUUGAUGAAAAUGAGCUUUCUGCGAAAUCUGGUCAAAGCAUCUCUUCAUGUCUUUUGAUAUUGAUUCAUGUAUGUGCACACUGUCCAGAAACUAAAUGGGAAAAAAAAAUGACAAUGUAUACUCACUCACCCAGGACGGGUCGCCAAGGUGACGAGGGGCGACACGUCGCCCACGGAGCAAUGCAUUGUGGGUCCGGGCUCAAGGGUGUGACGGUCUUCCACAAGUCAACUUUUUUUGUUUUUUUGUAACGAGACGGUUUUGGCACUUUACCACCCCUGUUACAUAUAUGUACA
This is a messenger RNA of Phycodurus eques (leafy seadragon), 3574 nucleotides long. Its product is annotated as cAMP-specific 3',5'-cyclic phosphodiesterase 4C-like. Gene Ontology annotation, cellular component: perinuclear region of cytoplasm; cytosol; nucleus. Gene Ontology annotation, biological process: signal transduction. Bases 43 to 2784 code for a protein of 913 amino acids. Lineage: Eukaryota; Metazoa; Chordata; Actinopteri; Syngnathiformes; Syngnathidae. Gene Ontology annotation, molecular function: 3',5'-cyclic-AMP phosphodiesterase activity. The record is from RefSeq and is a predicted model, not a curated record. The transcript has 16 exons.